Molecule: messenger RNA, 1530 nt
Organism: Acanthochromis polyacanthus (spiny chromis)
Lineage: Eukaryota; Metazoa; Chordata; Actinopteri; Pomacentridae
Product: src-like-adapter 2
Exons: 8
Coding region: 301-1074 (257 amino acids)
Molecular function (GO): protein binding
Source: RefSeq, a predicted model, not a curated record
UCUCUUCAGUCAGCCCACUCUAUGAACAGCUGCAACAACACUGAUGGGAACAGAUCAGAGGAGGGAGCAUAGUCACUCUGAUUGAUCAGCAGGCCUCAGUGGAAACCUGAUCUAUUACACGUAUGACAGGCCCAACGUGUGUGUGCUGAAGGCAGCAAGCAUUUUUCAUCAAGAAGACUUGGAAUUUACUUGCUGCUGUGAGAGGAAUUUAUCUAACUACUCCUGCAGAAUACUCUUUCCUGGCUUUUCAAACAAGAAUUGAAGGAGCAGACAUUUUAAAUCACCAAGAAGCCAAAGAACAUGGGGAUCUGCCCCACUAGAUGUCGAUCAAACCGGACUAUACUUGAAAAUCCACGUGAAUCUGAGUCUCCAGACCUCUCUGCAGACCUCCAGGAAAGCGUGACUGUGUCCCUCCAUGACUACCCUUCAUUUGGACACAGAGAGCUGACCAUGUGCAUCGGGGAAAGACUAACCGUCAUAUCAGACGAUGGUGAUUUCAUGAUGGUGAGAUCCACAACAACAGGCCACGAGAGCUACAUCCCCACCAAUUAUACAGCCAAAGUGACUAACAGGUGGCUGUUCUCGGGCAUCAGCAGGUACAAGGCGGUGGAGCUGCUCAUGCAUCCUGAUAACCAGAGCGGAGCCUUCUUGAUCCGGGAGUCAGAAACAAGCAGAGAUUGCUACUCGCUGUCUGUCCUGAGGAGAACCAGCUCUUCCUACCAGGACUGUGUGAAGCACUACCGCAUCUCCGUCCUCCCCAACGGCUGGUUCUACAUAUCUCCAAGACUCACAUUCUCCUGCCUGCACCAGCUGGUGGAUCACUACUCAGAAUGUGCAGAUGGACUGUGCUGUCGGCUCACGGUGCCUUGCUUCAUCCAGGGGUUAGACAACGCUAGAGAGGCCAGGCCUGUUCCAACGACUAUCAGGAGGCCCACCAUCAACUGGAAGGACAUUAGCAGGUCAGUGAUUUUAAGAAGGAAGAGAUCGGAGUCAGACAACUCUCUGGUGAGCGAGGGUCUGAGGGAGGCCAUCAGCUCCUACCUCCAAAUGACAGACAACAGCUGGGACACCUGAGGAAACACAGCGGGUCGGUCUGAGAAAACAAAGUCAGACAGAUGGACUGGAGUCAGAUACUGUCCUGUCUCAGCUGCGGCUCGGGCAAGCCAAUGCUAGAGGCCGUCAGCAGGCCCAAAUAUAACGCCUGUGGGCUGCUCUGGAGGAACAGGAGGGCUCAGACACUACACUGUUCAGAGAUAUGGGCAAACUGUGUCAGCUAGAGGACUGUUUUGUGUGUCCAAAGAGACAUACAGGUGAGGUGUGAGCUGAAAACUUAAAGUCAAUGAGACAUUUGCUCCCAUUUGAAUGUUUUCUUUUAUUAUAACCUAAUAUUCACAUGCGGUUUGAAUGUAAUAAUAUGUGGUGAUAUUGUUGUAAUAUGAUAUUGUCAUGAUUAUGUUAUUGGAAUCCAAUGGAAUAUAUUACCUAUGUGGUGAAUGUGCAAAAUAUACGAGUAUAAUCUCACAAAGAAAA